AUGUGCGACUGUUUCAACCUGGGCUUCCCCAACUGGCAUGGCUCGCUGGGCACAGGGUCCGGACGAAGGCUGAAGGGACCAGAGCCUGACACGGUGGAUGAUUCAAUAUGUGAAGAGUCAUCUGAGUUUAUAGAGGGGGAGAGACCUCGCCCUCAAGGAUCCUCCCCUGUAGAUGAAUACCCUGAGACUGACAAAUACAAGGACAGUGAUAAACAGGGUGGAGGUGGGAGUGGCAAAAAAGGAAAGAGAGGUUUUGGGUCCCUGUUUGAAAAGCGCUCCCCUGCCAAGAUGAGUCAACUGGAGAACCCGGAGUCAGGAGUGAUUGUGAAAAUGGCAAAAGAGACAUGUGCCGAGGGCCUCGUUGUAAGUGGAGGGAAGGAGGGAAUCUUCAUCAAAGAAGUGAGGCCAGAGUCACCAGCCUCAAAGCUUCUUAGUGUACAUGAGGGUGAUCAGAUACUCAGUGCCACUGUGUAUUUUGACGAUGUUACAUAUGAAGAUGCUCUACAGAUAUUGGAACAUGCCCAGCCUUACAAGAUGGAGUUACUUCUGAAACGCAAACCAAUAAAGACAUCCACACUUGAGAGUGAACCAGCCCUUGAAAUCAUCCAAGUAACUAUCACUAUCUAUUCACUUUUUGUUAUCCUACAGGUGGAAGAAGGUUCCUCUCCGGAAAUGAGGGGACAUACAAAGACAAAAAGGCAUGGUGACCGAAUCUCUUGGCCCAAGUUCCCCUCCUUCAGCAAAAGUCAAAAGUCCCAUUUUAAGAGGUCUCACAGUACUUCAGAGGCAGAUGAUAAGAGGAAGCUGGAGCUUAGCCCUACAACAAGUGACACAGAGUCGCCAAUAAAAUCUCAGGAGGCUGUCAAGGGCAAGACAAAGAAGCAUAAGAUAAAGUUAUCAAGCAUGAAGAUGAAGGGCCGCAAGAGCAUGUCUGUUGAACAGCCGGACCAGGACAUAGACAUACUAACUGUAGAACGUGUAGAGUGUAUGGAAAACCAACAGAGUCAAGAUGACAUACACUCACCGGAUGGUCUAGAGAGCGCAUCAGUAGAUAUAUCUCAAGUAUAUGUGUUAGAAUCAGAAUCUGAAAAAAUUGAACCCACCAAGAUAAGAAAUGAAUGCAUUAUUCCAGACAUGGCAGGCUCUGAAACUAAAAAACACAAGGUAGAACUCAUUAGUCUGGACAAAACUUUGAAAACCACAGACAUAACAGUUGCUCUUGCUGAUCAAGAAAGUCCCUCAACCAAGAAAUCUCCAGAGGGAAAGACAAAGAAGAAAGAGAAUAAAGAGAGAAUGUCUUUCCCCAAAUUUGGAUUUUCAAAACCAGAAGUUAAAGCACCCAAGGUUGAUGUCAGUCUUCCAGAGGGGGAUAUUUCUCUUCCAGAAGAAAAUGUGGAGGUCAAAGUGCCUGAGAUGAAAAUUGAAGCUCCAGAGAUUCAAAUUGAGGUGAAAGAUACUGUAGGCUCCCCCACAAGAUUCAAAAUGCCAACUUUAAAAUUCCCUCAAUUUGGAGCAGCUGCUCCAAACAUCACAGUAGAGGUACCUGAUGUGGACAAGGACGUCAAGGUUCAUGGAUCUGAAAUUCCAGAACUCAAACUGUCAAUGUCAGCAAUUAACAUUGAAAAGCCAAGUGUUGACCUUAAAGGCCCAUCUAUAGAUGUGGAUGUGAAGAGCAAAAGACUUGACAUUGUCACUUUACCAGAGGCCAGCGUGGAGGUCCAACCACCUAGCACUGAACUCAAAGUGCCUUCUGGUAAAGGUAAAAUUCAUGAGGGAGCUGCUACAGAAAUUGAUGUAAAAAUGAGAAAGCCACGGAUGUCAUUUGGAUGGUUUUCAAAACCAGAAGUGAAAGCACCUGAGGUUGAUGUCAGUCUUCCAAAGGGGGAUAUUUCUCUUCCAGAGGUAAAGGGGGAGGUCAAAGAGUCAGAGGUGGAAAUUAAAUCUCCAGAAAUUCAGGUUGAAAUGAAACAUGGAAUUGAGCUCGAGGGACAAGGAAGUAAGUUCAAACUACCAAAAUUUGGAAUCUCAUUGCCGAAGGUUAAAGGUCCUGAAUUUGACUUAAGUAUCUCAAAGACAGAUGUAGAUGUCAACUUACCAGAGAGAAGAGCAGACCAUCUACCUGAUGUUGAAGUUGGAGUGCCCUCUGUUAAAGUUGAAAAACCAGAAGCAGUUUCUAAAGAUGUUGAUGUGAAAAUGAAAAUACCCAGAAUGUCUUUCCCCAAAUUUGGAUUUUCAAAACCAGAAGUUAAAGCACCCAAGGUUGAUGUCAGUCUUCCAGAGGUGGAUAUUUCUCUUCCAGAAGAAAAUGUGGAGGUCAAAGAGCCUGAGAUGGAAAUUGAAGCUCCAGAGAUUCAAAUUGAGGUAAAAGAUACCGUAGGCUCCCCCUCAAGAUUCAAAAUGCCAACUUUAAAAUUCCCUCAAUUUGGAGCAGCUGCUCCAAACAUCACAGUAGAGGUACCUGAUGUGGACAAGGACGUCAAGGUUCAUGGAUCUGAAAUUCCAGAACUCAAACUGACGAUGUCAGCAAUUAACAUUGAAAAGGGAAUUGUUGACCUUAAAGGCCCAUCUAUAGAUGUAGAUGUGAAGAGCAAAAGACUUGACAUUGUCACUUUACCAGAGGCCAGCGUGGAGGUCCAACCACCUAGCACUGAACUCAAAGUGCCUUCUGGUAAAGGUGAAAUUCAUGAGGGAGCUGCUACAGAAAUUGAUGUAAAAAUGAGAAAGCCACGGAUGUCAUUUGGAUGGUUUUCAAAACCAGAAGUGAAAGCACAGGAGGUUGAUGUCAGUCUUCCAAAGGGGGAUAUUUCUCUUCCAGAGGUAAAGGUGGAGGUCAAAGAGUCAGAGGUGGAAAUUAAAUCUCCAGAAAUUCAAGUUGAAAUGAAACAUGGAAUUGAGCUUGAGGGACAAGGAAGUAAGUUCAAACUACCAAAAUUUGGAAUCUCAUUGCCGAAGGUUAAAGGUCCUGAAUUUGACUUAAGUAUCUCAAAGACAGAUGUAGAUGUCAACUUACCAGAGAGAAGAGCAGACCAACUACCUGAUGUUGAAGUAGGAGUGCCCUCUGUUGAAGUUGAAAUACCAGAAGCAGUCUCGAAAGACAUUGAUGUGAAAUUGAAAAAGCCCCGAAUGUCAUUCCCCAAAUUUGGAUUUUCAAAACCAGAAGUUAAAGCACCCGAGGUUGAUGUCAGUCUUCCAGAGGUGGAUAUUUCUCUUCCAGAGGAAAGGGUGGAGGUCAAAGAGCCUGAGGUGGAAAUUGAAGCUCCAGAGAUUCAAAUUGAGGUGAAAGAUACUGUAGGCUCCCCCACAAGAUUCAAAAUGCCAACUUUAAAAUUCCCUCAAUUUGGAGCAGCUGCUCCAAACAUCACAGUAGAGGUACCUGGUGUGAACAAGGACGUCAAGGUUCAUGGAUCUGAUAUUCCAGAACUCAAACCAACAAUGUCAGCAAUUAACAUUGAAAAGCCAAGUGUUGACCUUAAACGACCAUCUAUAGAUGUGGAUGUGAAGAGCAAAAGACUUGACAUUGUCACUUUACCAGAGGCCAGUGUGGAGGUCCAACCACCUAGCACUGAACUCAAAGUGCCUUCUGGUAAAGGUGAAAUUCCUGAGGGAGUUGCUACAGAAAUGGAUGUAAAAAUGAGAAAGCCACGAAUGUCAUUUGGAUGGUUUUCAAAACCAGAAGUGAAAGCACCGGAGGUUGAUGUCAGUCUUCCAAAGGGGGAUAUUUCUCUUCCAGAGGUAAAGGUGGAGGUCAAAGAGUCAGAGGUGGAAAUUAAAUCUCCAGAAAUUCAAGUUGAAAUGAAACAUGGAAUUCAGCUUGAGGGACAAGGAAGUAAGUUCAAACUACCAAAAUUUGGAAUCUCAUUGCCGAAGGUUAAAGGUCCUGAAUUUGACUUAAGUAUCUCAAAGACAGAUGUAGAUGUCAACUUACCAGAGAGAAGAGCAGACCAACUAUCUGAUGUUGAAGUAGGAGUGCCCUCUGUUGAAGUUGAAAUACCAGAAGCAGUCUCUAAAGACAUUGAUGUGAAAUUGAAAAAGCCCCGAAUGUCAUUCCCCAAAUUUGGAUUUUCAAAACCAGAAGUUAAAGCACCCAAGGUUGAUGUCAGUCAUCCAGAGGUGGAUAUUUCUCUUCCAGAAGAAUAUGUGGAGGUCAAAGAGCCUGAGAUUGAAAUUGAAGCUCCAGAGAUUCAAAUUGAGGUGAAAGAUACUGUAGGCUCCCCCUCAAGAUUCAAAAUGCCAACUUUAAAAUUCCCUCAAUUUGGAGCAGCUGCUCCAAACAUCACAGUAGAGGUACCUGAUGUGGACAAGGACGUCAAGGUUCAUGGAUCUGAAAUUCCAGAACUCAAACUGACAAUGUCAGCAAUUAACAUUGAAAAGCCAAGUGUUGACCUUAAAGGCCCAUCUAUAGAUGUGGAUGUGAAGAGUAAAACACUUGAAAUUGUCACUUUACCAGAGGCCAGAGUGGAGGUCCAACCACCUAGAAUUGAACUCAAAGUGUCUUCUGGUGAAGUUGAAAUGCCUGAGGGAGCUGCUACAGAAAUUGAUGUGAAAAUGAAAAAGCCACGGAUGUCAUUUGGAUGGUUUUCAAAAUCAGAAGUGAAAUCACCUGAGGUUGAUGUCAGUCUUCCAGAGGUGGAUAUUUCUCUUCCAGAGGGAAAAGUGGUGGUCAAAGAGCCUGAGGUGGAAAUGACAGCUCCAGAGAUUCAAGUUGAAGUGAAACAUGAUAUUGAGCUUGAGGGACAAGGAAGUAAGUUCAAACUACCCAAAUUUGGAAUGUCAUUGCCAAAGGUAAAAGGUCCUGAGAUUGAUUUAAGUUUAUCAAAGAAAGUCAUAGAUGUCACUUUACCAGAGGACAAAGUGGAGGUCCAACCACCUGAUGUUGAUAUCGAAGUGCCUUCUGGUGAAAUUGAAAUGCCCGAUGGAGCUGCUACAGGAAUUGAUGUGAUAAUGAAAAUACCACAGAUGUCAUUUGGAUUGUUUUCCAAACCAGAAGUGAAACCACCUGAGGUUGAUGUCAGUCUUCCAAAGGUGGACAUUUCGCUUUCAGAGGGAAAUGUGGAGGUCAAAGAGCCUGAGGUGGAAAUGAAUGCUCCGGAGAGUCAAGUUGAAAUGAAACAUGAAGGUUUAUCAGUUGAUGGAAAACUAGAAACAUCAGAUAUGGGAUUCAAAAUGGCAACAUUCAAAUUCCCUAAAUUUGUUGCAACGUCAAAGGUUGUAGUCGAUGUCUCUGAUACAGAGAAGGAUAUUAAAGUGCCUGGGGUAGAAAUUAUAGAUCAACUACUUGGAGCUUCAUUACAAAUUGAUUUACCCGAACACGGGGACACAGUUGACAUUAAAGGAUCUAGAGAAGUACAGCUACAUGAUGCUGGAUCUGAAAGGCCCUCAGUUAAAGGUGGAAUGGCAAUAGCCGAAGUGUAUGUUCAUGAAGUUGAAGUUUCAAAACUGACAAUUGAUGAUAAAGGCCAUGGUUCCCCCAGCAAAGGUCAAGGCUCACCCAGUAAAGGUCAAGGCUCGCCUAGUAAAUUCAAACUUCCAACCUUUAAAAUGCCCAGAUUGAGCAUUUCAAAAUCCAAACCUGAGAAUGAACAUGAUGAUAUAAAUCCAAAUGUUAUUUUGGAGAAUUAUGAGAUUCAAGUAAAACCACAAGGACCAGAGAAAUCACCAAAGUUGACUUUGACAACAUUUGGGGAGGUAUUAAGAAACAUUGAUGUUGAAUUUGAUGUUCCCAAAUUAGAGGAAGUGGAAGAGAAGCUCACAGGCUCAAGGGAAGAUAUAACAGCCUCAGGGAAAACCGAACUAAAUGCUCAAACCAGUGUUGAAACCCAGUCUGUGCAUAAAGAGGAAGAAGCCAAAGAAAAAUCUAAAUUUGGGUGGGUUAAGUUUCCCACAUUUGGACUAUCUUCUCCUUCAGAAUCUGCCAAGAUUUUAGAAAAAGACACUUCUGAGAAAGGAGGAAGUGAGAAAAGCCCUGACUCUGUGGAACAGGACGCCAGCUUGACCUUUUCAGUACACCCAUUGGAUGCUUUUGCAGAUAUUAGUUCAACAGUCACAAGCGAACAAUUUGGUCCACCAUUGGCCUCUCCAACCAAAGUCACAGUGAAAUACUCUGACUCUAUUGCCACUGAGGUACAGGGUGAUGUCAUCACCUCCACAGCAAGGACAAAAUUGAUUGCCUUUGAACCCUACUUGGCAGAUAAAGUCAUCAUUCCAAUGUCCUCCGGAGUUUCCUCCUCAUCAGUGGACACCCUAAAAUUGGAGUCUGGUACACAUGUCAGCACAUCCAACAUACAAGCAAUACCAGACACACAGAAGGCCACACUCUUAACAGAUUUUGGAUUGCAGACAGGGACCGCCAGAGUUUCUUCUGCAUCUUGGUCAGUGGACGACACCAACAAAACACAGAGUGAUGGGCAAACAGUUAUUGACAGGCAUGUAGUUAGGGAAAUGUCAGGCACUGACAAGGAAACGGUUUUCAUAACCCAAAAAAUUACACAUGUGUUUGUGACUGAGCCCAUCUCAGAUGAAACAGCCUCAUCUAUCAAACAGAUAAAAGACACUAUGCAGUCUGAGAAAAUGACAUUUUUUGAUGGGGCUGAAUUGGAGUGACUGGGAGGAAUACAGUAUGAUAAAUCCCUCCAUUGAGGAGUAAUAUCAGUCAGAUUAUUAUUGUGCUCUUAUUAAUUGUGCUUUCAUUUAUGACCAAGUUUUAAUAUAUACAGUUAAAUGUUUUGAGUGUUUACCUCGUACACUAUAUAAGUACACAAAUUGGCAUACAAGCCCCAUGAUACAGGUAGCGUUGUAAAAGCCAACUUUGUCAAUGUAAUUACUUCCGCUGAGACCAGGUCAAUUCCACAGUAACAGAGUGACAGCAGCUAGGUUUCCAUCCAAUUGGGAAUAUUCAAAAAUCUGCAUAAAGAAAAUAUGCAAUCAAGUUUUAAAAAUAUGUCAUUUUCAAAAGACAUAAAUCAUCCCCGUAUGAUGCAAUUUGCAGCAUACAGGGAUGAUUUCUAUAUUUUGAAAGUUACAUAUUUUGAAAACUUGAUUGCAGACUAGCAAAACAUUUUGGGACUAUGUCAACAAUGAACUAAUGAAACAAAUACCAAAAGAUCGUUUCCGGGUGGAAUUUUUCUUUAAGUUUAUGCAUUAACUCAGAAUUAUUAAAGUUAGACAUUAACUCCAAAUGUUUAAGGUAAAGGUUAAGGAUUUGGGACAGGCAUAAAACAAAAAUAUCAAAAACAACUUUCUUUCGCUGGAUUCGAACAUGAAACCUUUGGCAAAUACACAUCAUCUCCCAACUUCCUCAGACAUGAAUGGUCAUCCAAUACUGACAUCUAUCGGGGUGACUUGCCUCUUCCAAAGUCAUAGUGGGUGUACUACACAAUAGCAUUCAGCCUGGUCUCAUAGACUAGACAUAACAUAGUAAACGCAAUUACGACAUACAAAUCAUUUUGGUAUGGUUACAUAAGACAGAAGGUUACAUAAAGCAAAAAUAAAUGUAAGGUGGCUGGUCGGGGUGGGUGUAUAACAGGAAAGUCUAGCAACCGAAAGGUUGUCUGUUUGAAUCUUAUCAUGGACAACAUUUGCAUUUGAGCUAAUUAUCAACUUUGUAACUACUUACUACUUGUGAGCAACUUUGCUACUACUUAGCAUGAUAACUAAAACUUCCCUAACCUUAACCCUUUAACCUAACUCCUAACCAUAACCCUUAAUCCCUAACCCCUAGUCUAGCUAACAUUAACCACCUAGCCACCUAGCUAACAUUAGCCACAACAAAUUGGAAUUCUUAACAUGUCAUACCUUUUGCAAAUUCGUAACAUAUUGUAUGAUAUGUAUCGGAUAUACAUUUACGAUGUUAGGUCUACCCCUGAGUUGCAGCAUCAUGUGACUCCAAUUGACUUCAAUAGGAUGGUUUUUAUAUACUGUAAAUAUUUGCACAUAAAAGCAUUUCCACCACCAUUUCUCGCAUAAUUAAUUUUACUGACACAAAAUGAUCCCACCUUGUCUAGCUUAUUUAGUUUUCUCCCAAAAAGAUACAUUUACUGACAAAUUUGCUGUUUCCAUCAGGUCAGUUGUGAUUUUUUUUUAAUCUGACAUAGGCGACUUUCUUCGCAUAAAAAUGACUUAAAUGUAAUGUAAUGUAAUGUAAUGUAAGAACAGUGCAAAUGCAAAGUUUUAUAACAGAAUGAGAGUUUGUGCCUCAUUCUGUUACCAGCAUUUUUGGUGGUUGUUUCCUUGUUUGCAGAAAUUGUAAUAGUUUGCCUAAUUUCAGUUUAUGUGACAAAACAAGCAUGUAGAGUGUAGAGAAUCAUUGUACCAUCUAAACCACUGUGAAAUAUAUUUCCAUAAAUAGAGCAUUUUCAGCUGUUUGAAGCUGGUGUACAAAACUGGAAAUAUAAGACACAAAAACGAAACGUAAAAAACUGGAAGCAUAGAAAUAGCGCACAUAGAACAGAUCUACCACUUCUUGCUUUCAAAGAAAAGGACAUAUCUAUAACUCAUAGUUCUAUGUGAAUUUGGUCCCGUUGCCCAAAAAGUUACGUAAUGCAGCUUUAAAAGUAGUCAUUGUGCAUAGAGUUGUAUGGUUUGUUUAACUUUGCAAUCAUUGAUUUUGGUUUGACAUACAUUUUAAAGUAAAAUAUCUGAGUCUCAGUGUCACUCUGUUACCAUGGAAUUGUACACCACUGAGACCAUUGCUGUUUUUAGACAUCUCUGCAAAUUGUUAUGCUGUACAUAUAAUGAAGAGGAACUUGUUAAUCCACUGCCAUAUGCAUUUAUGAAUGAUCUCUGAUGUCUGCUCUUUAUUCGACAGGCAUAUAUAGAUAUAAGGUAUAAAUGAUCAUGAGUCUGAAAAAAUGAAUACGUAAUGAUAUACAUACAAACCAUGCAACAUUAAUAGAACAAAAACAGAACACAAUAUAAGGAACUAUUCAAAACUGUACACUUAAUACCAUGAAAUACAUGAUGUUAAAAUUGAAUGCUUGUAAUCACAGUAAAAAGCAGAAAAUAUAUAUUGAUGCAACUAUAUUUUGAUUAUAAUGAUGCCUAGUUUUGAUUUGCCAUAAUGUAAAACUAAUAGAUUUUGUUUUCUGAAUUUGUGAAAAGCAGAAACAUUUUAACACCUAUGUAAAUAGUUGAUUUAUUCAUUUAUAUUGCCUUAUUUUGAUUGUUGCUAUUGCCUUAUUCUGCACUGACGUAGUCAAUUUAUUUGCAAAACUAUAAAUAAUAAAUAUUCUAAAA
Messenger RNA from Oncorhynchus masou masou (cherry salmon), 9231 nucleotides. RefSeq names its product neuroblast differentiation-associated protein AHNAK. The transcript is spliced from 8 exons. NCBI's taxonomy places the organism in Eukaryota, Metazoa, Chordata, Actinopteri, Salmoniformes, Salmonidae. The coding region runs from base 1 to 6600 and encodes 2199 amino acids. Gene Ontology annotation, cellular component: nucleus; cytoplasm. Gene Ontology annotation, biological process: regulation of RNA splicing. Gene Ontology annotation, molecular function: protein binding. The record is from RefSeq and is a predicted model, not a curated record.